CUUCCGACCUCUUCGAUAGACAAUCGACCAAUAUCUGCCUCUUAUAAAAACGAUUCUGUGUAUCGAUUUUUAGUCACUGUCCUAUGUCCGCUGCAUCAUCUGUCACCUCCACCAGAACGUCGUCCAAAAAGGGCUGGAUCGUGCAAAAAUUCGGGGGCACAUCCGUUGGGAAGUUCCCUGAGAAGAUCACGGAUGAAGUCGUGCAGGUUUUCUCCAAGUCCAACCGGGUAGCCGUGGUGUGUUCUGCCAGAUCGUCGCAGACAAAAUCCGAGGGAACCACCUCACGCUUGCUACAGGCCUCCGAUGUUUCCAUCGACGGGGGAGACUUCCAGGCUAUACUUGAAUUGAUUAAGGUGGACCAUGUUAAAAAUGCUCAUGAAAAGAUCUCCGACCACGCGAUCCAGCAGCAGUUGAUUGAAGACACCAUCCACGAGGUGGACCACGCCGCGGAGUUGCUCCACGCGUCGCAAAUCAUUGGCGAGGUGCUGGCGCGUACUUUGGACAAUAUCAUGGCCGUGGGCGAAAAAUUAUCAUGUUUGUUUAUGGCGGCGCUCAUGAACGACCGCGGGGUAAAGGCCCAGUACGUCGACCUCUCAGAGGUAAUCCCCAAUAAGCAGGAGGGCGCCCAUGCGCUCGACACCGAAUUCUACAUGUUUCUAGCCAAGGUUUUUUCCGAAAAGGUCAUUGAGCUUGAGCCAGACGUGGUGCCGGUGCUCACCGGCUAUUUCGGGACCGUUCCUGGCGGUUUGCUCAACGGGGUGGGCAGAGGAUAUACGGAUUUGUGCGCAGCUCUUCUCGCGGUAGGGCUCGGUGCGGAUGAGUUGCAGAUCUGGAAGGAAGUGGAUGGUAUUUUCACGGCCGAUCCGCGCAAGGUGCCAAACGCCCGUUUGUUGCCGGCCGUGACGCCGGACGAGGCCGCUGAAUUGACCUACUAUGGGUCUGAAGUCAUCCAUCCGUUCACGAUGGAACAGGUGAUCAAGGCGCGCAUCCCAAUUCGCAUCAAAAACGUCAUUAAUCCAACCGGCACCGGGACGAUCAUCUACCCGGACGAUGUGGGGAGACGCGGCGUGGAUACACCGCCGCACCCUCCUACCGCGUUGGCUGCCAUGCCACAGCAAUUCCUCCAGAAGAAGAAGGCCGCCACGGCCAUUACCUCCAAGAACGAAAUCGUCGUUAUCAACAUUCACUCCAACAGAAAAACCUUGUCGCACGGCUUCUUGGCCCACAUCUUCUCCACCAUGGAUAGGUACAAGCUCGUUGUGGACUUGAUCUCCACCUCUGAGGUCCACGUCUCCAUGGCGUUACAAAUCACCGCUGAAGGUGAGCAUGCUUUGCGCUUGUCCUGCAACGAGUUGCGUCUCAUGGGCUCUGUCGACAUCUUGAGACACAUGUCGAUCAUCUCUCUCGUAGGGAAGCAGAUGAAGCAGUUUGUGGGUAUCGCCGGGACCAUGUUCAAGACCUUGGCCGACUCUGGGAUCAAUAUCGAGAUGAUCUCCCAGGGUGCCAACGAAAUCAACAUUUCGUGUGUUAUCAACGAGGACGACUCCUUAAAGGCCUUGCGUGCUGUGCACUCGAAGUUGUUGGAGUCUUCGGUCGUAGAUCUCAGAUUGGAGAUGUUGCGGUCCGGUGGGUCUCAUUAGUUGAAAAUAGAUAAAAUGGCAGUCCUGUGUAUAAUGAAGUUAUAAAAUUCAAGAAAUGAUGCUCUCGUACGUAGAUAUGGAUAGCACAGGUUCUGUAUUUUGUUGAGACUAGGCAAAUAGAUAUGGAAUUGAUACCACAGACCAAGAGGUUAC
Messenger RNA from Babjeviella inositovora NRRL Y-12698, 1793 nucleotides. RefSeq names its product aspartate kinase (gene HOM3). The record is from RefSeq and is a predicted model, not a curated record. Gene Ontology annotation, biological process: amino acid biosynthetic process. The transcript has a single exon. Lineage: Eukaryota; Fungi; Ascomycota; Pichiomycetes; Serinales. Bases 84 to 1640 code for a protein of 518 amino acids. Gene Ontology annotation, molecular function: aspartate kinase activity.